UUUUUUUUUUUUUUUUUUUUUUUAAAUUUCAGAGCAACCAACCACCUAGUUAUAUAUAAAACAUGUCGACGUACGCGGUACCCCGCAAGCUAUGGGAGCAUCCCGAUCCCGAGUCGACGAAUCUCAGCCAGUUUCGACGGCGGCUGGAGCGCAAGACGGGGUUGAAGUUUCCGACAUUUCUCUCCCUCCACGACUACUCAGUCAACAACCGCGCCGCAUUCUGGGAAUUCUGUUGGCAUGACCUCAACCCCAUCCACUCUGGCACCUACACAAGGGUAGUUGAUGAGGCCGCACGCAUGGACAGCAUCCCAGAAUGGUUCGCCGGCACUUACAUGAACUUCGCGGAGAAUAUGCUCUUCACCUCCUCCGGAUCGUCGGGAGUGUCUAUAGUUGGCAAGGAAGAUGCGAAGUGUGCCGUGACUGAGGUUCGAGAAGGUGGGGCGGAGGGUACACGGAAUAUCACGUUUGGUGAACUCAGGAGCAGGGUUGGCAAGCUGUCGCAGGCUAUGAAGACGGCGGGUGUGAAAAAGGGCGAUCGCGUAGCUGUUGUUGCGAGCAAUAGUAUCGAUACUCUUGUUGUGUUUUUGGCCGUGACGGCGCUGGGAGGGUUGUUUUCGUCCAGCUCGACUGAUAUGGGUGCCAAGGGGAUUCUGGAUCGCUUGCUGCAGAUCAAGCCCCAAUGGCUGUUCAUGGAUGAUUGGACAGUAUACAAUGGGAACACCAUCGAUUUGAGGCCGAAGAUGAAAGACAUCGUUCGAGGGAUGGGGGGUGUGGAGGAGUUUCAAGGAGUUGUAUCGCAACCUCGAUUCCAAGAUCGUCCUGCCGAUGUGAGCAUGGUUCCCAGAACGCAAACUUUGGUGGCAUUCUUGUCAAAGGUGAAGUCCAAUAAGUUGGAAUUUGUGAGAGUUAAGUUUUCGGAUCCGUUCUUGGUCGUUUAUUCUUCAGGAACGACUGGAACACCAAAAUGUAUUGUGCAUUCGGUUGGAGGCGUUGUCUUGAGUGGCCUGAAAGAGGGAAAACUGCACCGAGAAAUGAACUCGAAUUCGGUGGCUCUGCAAUACACCACAACAGGAUGGAUAAUGUAUCUCAGUGCGUUGCAGCCAUUGAUGUACGGGUGCAGAGUCGUCUUGUACGACGGCAGCCCCUUCUUACCUGAUGUCACCUCGUUCAUUAAAUUGGCUGGAGAGCAGAAGGUAACCCACCUGGGCACCUCCCCACGCUAUCUGUACGAACUGCAAAAGAACGGUAUUCAACCUCGAGAGAUCACUGAUCUUAGCAAUCUGGAGGUAAUGACAAGCACUGGGAUGGUGCUUUCGGAUGCCCUGUUUGAGUGGUUCUAUGACAAAGGAUUCCCGGCUAAAGUGCAUCUCUCAAAUAUUUCUGGCGGUACGGAUAUUGCGGGCACAUUUGGAACCUCAAACAGUCUGACACCGUUGUACGUGGGUGGCUGUCAGGGGCCGAGUCUUGGGACCCCUAUUGCUGUGUAUGAUCAGACUGUGGAAGGUGGAAAAGGCGUUAAAGGGAUUCCACUGGAGGAGGGAGUUCCAGGUGAAUUAGUUGCGACAGCAGCGUUUCCCAACAUGCCUGUCAUGUUUUGGGGAGAGAACGGUGCAGAGCGCUAUUUUGAUGCAUACUUUGCUCGAUUUGACGAUGUCUGGACCCACGGCGAUUUCAUCAUGAUCAAUCCCACCACCAAGCAAAUCUUUUUCCUGGGACGUGCGGAUGGCGUUCUUAAUCCCUCAGGCGUGCGGUUCGGAUCAUCCGAAAUAUACGGCAUUCUCGAGAACAAAUUCGCCAAUGAGAUCUCCGACUCCAUCUGCGUCGGGCAGCGUCGACCGCGGGAUUCAGACGAAACUGUCAUGCUAUUCCUGCUCAUGCGUCCUGGCGUUCCCUUUACCAAGAAGCUCGUAGAGGACGUUAAAGCCGCCAUCAGAAGCGGAUUAAGUCCCCGACAUGUGCCCAAAUAUGUGUUUGAGACUCCAGAGAUCCCAACGACGGUCAACUUGAAGAAGGUCGAACUGCCAGUCAAGCAAAUUGUGUCUGGGAAAGUAAUCAAGCCAUCGGGUACAUUAGCCAACCCCGAGAGCCUCAACUUCUACUACCAAUUCGCAGAGGUAGAGAAGUUAGUUGCUCCAUCAAGUAAGCUAUAAAUGUGGCAGCAAUGCAAAAAAGCAGAUUUUAGAUAGAAAUAUAGAUAGUUUGUCGCUAGGCGCUGUGCAUCUCGGGAAGAAGUAACAAAAGACAAAUAUAGAAAAAAAAACACAAUAAGUAGUUAUCUUUUACCCUUCUUCUUUUCCUUUUCCUGGGAAGCACCUCCUUCAGACUUCGUAAAGCCAGCUUUUAGUAGGGCAUCUCGCGCGGCUGUGUUGAUGAUUCGGAA
Blastomyces dermatitidis ER-3 is the source of this 2380-nucleotide messenger RNA. RefSeq names its product acetoacetate-CoA ligase. Gene Ontology annotation, cellular component: cytosol. The transcript has 6 exons. The record is from RefSeq and is a predicted model, not a curated record. Bases 63 to 2150 code for a protein of 695 amino acids. Gene Ontology annotation, molecular function: acetoacetate-CoA ligase activity. Gene Ontology annotation, biological process: lipid metabolic process. Lineage: Eukaryota; Fungi; Ascomycota; Eurotiomycetes; Onygenales; Ajellomycetaceae.